Molecule: messenger RNA, 7725 nt
Organism: Anastrepha ludens (Mexican fruit fly)
Lineage: Eukaryota; Metazoa; Arthropoda; Insecta; Diptera; Tephritidae
Gene: CngA
Product: cyclic nucleotide-gated cation channel subunit A
Exons: 7
Coding region: 308-2359 (683 amino acids)
Biological process (GO): monoatomic cation transmembrane transport; potassium ion transport
Cellular component (GO): plasma membrane; intracellular cyclic nucleotide activated cation channel complex
Molecular function (GO): intracellularly cAMP-activated cation channel activity; intracellularly cGMP-activated cation channel activity; protein-containing complex binding
Source: RefSeq, a predicted model, not a curated record
UCGUGCGUCUGCGUACAAUUGACAGCAGUCAUGAAUUUAUUGAAAUUUCUUUAGAAUUUUCUAGCUGAGAAUACGUGCAUAAAUACUGAAUAUUUGAGGUGAUGAAGUGAUGAGACAAUGGCGCUUUGGAGGCAAAUGGAAAUUAUAAAAGUGUUAUAAAGCAAAAUUAUGCAAUUCGUGUAGAAAUGAAGUGGAUAUUUUUAAUCAACACAAAAUUGCAGUUUAAUUGAUCAGCAAUUAACCGAAGAUUAUUGUGAAAUUUGUGCAGAUUUUUGGAAAAAUUGUGUUGCAAAAACGAUUUGGAAAAAUGGUGCAUUCUGUUGAUGUGUCUACAAUUGCUGGAACCAGUGAUAUGGACCAAACAAAACGCACAAAGCCUUCCACGCUGCGCCGCACAUUGAACGCGCUGCGGCAACGUUUAACACGACGCAGUCGCUCUAAACCGCCCGAUUGGUUUCUCGAGAAAUUUUCCAAUACCAAUAAUGUCGAUAAAAUUGGCAAGACCACAGCCAGCACAAUAACAGCUGCCGCAGCGGCUAGUGAAGAGGGCGCUGCCAACGGCCCAACUGCGACAAACACUCCACCUGCCGAUGAAGGUCUUUCCAGCGAAAUACGCGGCACCAGUCGGCUGUGUAAUCGGCUUUCGGUGAAUCCAACACUGCAGUCGCAUUAUAGGUGGCUAGGCAUCGUAUCUUUAGCUGUACUGUAUAAUAUUAUAUUCGUUGUGGGGCGUUCCGUUUUUUGGGAGAUCAAUCAACGUGCCCCAACCGCAUGGUACUUUCUAGACUACCUUUGUGAUCUUAUAUAUCUAGUGGAUACGCUGGUGCAUAUGCAUGAGGGCUACUUGGAUCAGGGUCUGCUGGUGCGUGAUGCCUACAAGCUGCGGCGCCACUACUUCCAUGCCAAAGGUUGGUCCAUCGAUGUGUUGUCGAUGUUACCCACCGAUAUCGCCUAUAUCUGGUGGUCGCCAAAUUCAUGUAGUGCCAAAAUGCUGCCCUGCCCCGUGAUAGUGCGGCUAAAUCGUUUGUUGCGUGCGCCGCGUCUGUGGGAGUGGUUCGAUCGUACGGAGACGGCUACUGGUUAUCCGAAUGCUUUUCGCAUUUGCAAAGUGGUGCUCGCUAUUCUGGUGCUGAUUCAUUGGAAUGCUUGCAUGUACUUUGCGAUUAGUUAUGCCUUAGGUUUCGGCACGGACAAUUGGGUGUACAAUCUGAACGGUUCACGGAACAGUACAUUACAAAGGCAGUACAUUUAUAGCUUUUAUUGGUCUACAUUGACCUUAACGACGAUCGGUGAGACACCAACGCCCGAAAACGAUGCGGAAUACUUGUUCGUGGUGGCGGACUUUUUGGCUGGUGUGCUGAUAUUCGCUACUAUAGUGGGCAACAUCGGUUCCAUGAUUUCGAACAUGAAUGUGGCACGCGUCGAGUUUCAAAAUCGCAUGGACGGCGUCAAACAGUAUAUGGCUUUCCGCAAAGUUGGUCACGAGUUGGAGGCGCGUGUGAUACGUUGGUUUGCCUACACUUGGUCGCAGAGUGGAGCGCUGGAUGAAGAACGCGUACUAGCCGCACUGCCGGACAAAUUGAAAGCGGAAAUCGCCAUACAAGUGCACAUGGACACACUGAAACAGGUGCGCAUCUUCCACGACUGUGAACCCGGACUGCUGGAGGCACUAGUGCUGAAACUCAAACUGCAAGUGUUCAGUCCGGGUGAUUAUAUUUGCCGGAAAGGCGAUGUUGGCAAAGAGAUGUACAUAGUGAAACGCGGCAAAUUGUCGGUGGUGGCAGACGAUGGCGUCACUGUAUUUGCAACACUCGGCGCCGGCUCAGUGUUUGGCGAAGUGUCGGUGCUGGAGAUAGCGGGGAAUCGCACAGGCAAUCGACGUACGGCCAAUGUGCGUUCACUAGGCUACUCGGAUCUCUUCUGUCUGGCGAAGCGUGAUUUGUGGGAGACGCUGGCCGAUUAUCCGGAAGCGCGCGCCACACUCACAGAACGUGGCUGCCAGUUGCUACGCAAAGAUGGACUAUUGGACGAAAGUGUUUUUGCGGAUUCUCAACGCGCACACGACAGCAUUGAAAGUGGCAUUGAGAAAUUGGAGAUGUCGGUGGAGAACUUAAAUGUGCGGUUAGCGCGUUUGCUCGCCGAGUACACAGCAAGCCAGGCAAAACUUAAGCAGCGGCUGGCGAAACUGGAAUCAAACUAUCAAUUAACAGCCAACUCCAAUGCGGGCAUUAGCGCGACCGAACCUCAAACACGUCCGCGCAGCGGGCGACUCUACUCGCUGCAACCGAAAAAGCGAACACGGCAAAAACGUUUGAUGGCAUCUACCCAGUCCAACGACAGUAAACAGAAUACAUUGUAAAUGUAUUGAUGCGAUGCCGUGUGUGGUGAUGCAAAGCAGGCGUGUAGCGUUUCCGUGCCAAAAGCAAAACCAAAGCCAGCCAAUGCCAACGUGAAAGCGAACAACAACGGGCAACAAAGAAUAAACGAAUUUCAUUGCAAGCAGUUCGAUAAAAUAAGAGUUGGCAACAAAUACCAAUGACGCGCGCAGAAAGAAGGAAAGCGCGCAAAUGAAUCACUUUUUUCGCGCGCCUGUGGGGAGCUGCUUAGCCACCGUUUGCGGUACUUUGCGACUGCUGCCUGUGCUCUACUUACUUGACUGUGGCGAAUGUCGUAUUUCACCGUUGCUUUUGUGGUUUUUGCUGAAGUUGCUAAUUUUAAAAUUCGUCCUCUAAGCUAAGUGUGGUGAUUGGUUCACUAUUACACCGCCCUUCACCCCACUACAACUUUUUCUUCAGUCAACUUUUACGUGCCGAUGCGCUAGAUGCGAUACUAAAUGGUGAUAAAUGAAUUGAAAUUCACAAAGUUGAGAAAAUUGUAAGUUUACAGUAAAAUGAGAGUAGGAAGAUAACAAAUACAUUCAAAUGUAUGUAGCAUUUGCAUGUACGCAUACACAUACACAAACAAAUACAAAUACACAUGUAUAUACAUAUGUGUAUACAUAUUAUGUAUCAGAAUGUGAACAGCAUAAAAAAAAUCUAUUUCUACACACUCACAUAGCCACACUUGUUUCUACCCAGAUACAGGUAUAUUCCAAGCGCACACGACCACAGUUACAUUUGCAGGUGUGUGUUGGUGUAUGCAUUUAUUAAAGAUUUAAAUUGGAUUACGUUUAAAGUGAAUGAAGUAAUUUAAAUGAUAAACUGCGAAAAAGCGCUAGCAUUUUCAAGACGAGUAUUAUGAUUUUUAUCCUCAUAUACAUAUAAAUAUAUACAGACACGCUAUUGAUAUGUGUACAUCUGUUUGUAAUAGUAAAUAAUUAAUGAAAUCACAACACCAUAAGUGUGAACAUUUAAGAAAUUAAAUUAAAUAAUAACGUACAUAUGUAUGUAUGUGUGCGAAUCGCAUCCGCAGAUCAAUAAGGCCGUAAUUCCAAAAUAAAGUUUUUUUGUUAUUUUUUUUCAGUAAGAGCGAAACAAAUUUAAUAUCUCUGAACAAAAUCAGAUGUUAGGUUUUGUUUUAUAUUACCAUUUUGCAGCUUUAUUACUAGCCAGCUGAUGGACUUCUUUACUGCGUGGUUUACAAUAUUAAAAAUAGCUUUAUUUACAAAUUUUCUUAACCUCCUUCUUCAGCUUAAUUCUCGUGGAAGCCUUAAAGGAACUAAAAUGUGUAUGCAAUAAAAUACGAGAGCGAUAAAUAAGUGCCCGUGUUAGAAAUGAAGACACCAUUUUUCAAACAUUUGUUCUUUAUUUUUCAACAUAGUCCCCUUGUAGAAAGAUACACUUCUCCCAACGCUCCGGCCAUAUUUUAACCCCUCCAAAAAUUGGGACUUGUCGAUCACUCCAAAAACGUCUCUGUCGCGGCGAUGACUUUCUCGUUUGAACUGAAUUUUUUUGCCGUGAGCCAGUUCUUCAUGUUAGGGAACAAGAAAAAGUCAUCGCUACGACCUUUCCGGCUGAUAGAGCAGGUUCACCGGGAGAAAUCUAUUGUUUUGAUUGUUGCUAAGUUUCUGGUGUACAAUGAAGAAUCUAGGUUGUAUCAACGGUGACCACGCGAUGCAAAAAUUUCUUCAGAUCUCGCUUAAAUUGCUUCAAACACUGCUUCGAAGUUAAAAUCCGCAUCCGCUUGUUGUUGCGUGUGAGCAAUCACGGCACCCAUUGGGGCGACAAUUUUUUCAUCGCCAACUUAUCAUGUAAAAAUUUAAUUGAGAAUUAUGAUUUAUUCAAAAAGAUGGAUCAAAGAGCCUGUAUCAAAUUUGGACCAAAGCAGCGGCUAUCGGUGGUACAAAAUGUUCUCAGAAGGCCGAGAAGAUGUGAACGACGAAAAGCGUGCCGGACGCCCGAGCACUUCAAAAACAGACGAAAAAAUUGAUGAAGUGAAGAAAAUGAUUAAAAAAGUUGCUGAGGCCCUAGACAUAUCGGUUGACUCGUGCCAUUCGAUUUUUUUUCAAUGAUUUGGGCAUGAGACGGGUCGCCGCAAAAUUCGCACCAAAACUGCUCAAUUUCGGCCAAAAGCAGCAUCGCAUGAACAUUGCUAAUGAGAUGUUGGACUCCAUCCGUGACGACCCAAAUUUGCUCCAGGGGGUCAUAACUGGUGACGAAUCGUGGGUUUAUGGUUAUGACGUUGAAAUCAAAGCUCAAUCAUCUCAAUGGAAGCUGUCGCACGAACCAAGACCGAAAAAAGCGCGCCUAAUUCGGUCGAAUGUAAAAGCUUUGCUUACCGUUUUCUUCGAUUGCAGGGGCAUUGUGCAUCAUGAGUUCUUCCAUAGGGUAAAACGCUCAAUAAGAAAUAUUACCUGCAAGUUAUGCGCAAUUUGCGCAAAGCGAUCCGCCAGAAACGCCCGAAUUUGUGGAAGAACAAUAAUUGGCUCUUGCAUCACGAUAACGCACCUGCUCACACGUCGUUGGUUGUGCGCGACUUUUUGGCCAAAAACAACACACUAAUGAUGCCACAGCCACCGUAUUCCCCAGAUCUGGCCCCCUGUGACUUUUUCUUCUUCCCGAAACUGAAGCGGCCCAUGAAAGGACGACGCUACGCUACGAUUGCCGAGAUAAAGACGGCAUCGAAGGAGGAGCUCAACAAGAUACAAAAAAUGAUUUUUGAAGUGUUUCGAAGAUGGGAAAAAAAGUUGGCACAAGUGCAUAAUAUCGCAUGAGGAUUACUUUGAAAGGGACAAAAUAGGUAAUAAUGAAUGAAUAAAUAAUUUUUGAAAAAACACAAAACACAAGAUACUGAAAAAAUUAUUUCGUAUUGUAAAAUCGGAGAAAAUUAUCUAUUUAUGAACAUCCACAAGUUCAAAAUGACAAAAAGAUAUUGUCGAUACGAAAAACUAAUUCAAAAAAACCCCUUUUUUAAUUAUUACUAUUCUUUCAAAGUCCACAUAUCAGGAAAUAAUCAACGUUUAAAACCAACUACCUUCAUUGCUAGUAGAGAUAUAACUAACCAAAUUAUGCGCGGACUCCAAAGCGUCACAUUUUUCAAUGUUCGCUUGGUGUGAAAUAAACCAAAUUUCACAAUAAAAAUCAUUGAAAAAUGUUAAACAAAGAAAAACGUUUUUUUUAUUUCUCUAGAAAUAAUGCUCGACGUUUUUCCAUCUGUAGCUACAAUAUGCACAGGGUGCUCCAUCUUUUAUGUCGGUAUAUAAACGCUGAAGAACUUUGUCAUUUACCAACCGAUCGACUUCAGCAUACAUUUUUUCGAUACGUCAAUUCAGUACAAUUUCAAUCAUGGAUCGCUUUACACCGAAACAACCGAAAUCGACGCUAUAAAACCAUAAAUGCUUGACAGAGUGAUGACAAACGCAGAAAAAAGAUAGCAGGUUGUGGUUGCUUAUAAAGGUGGCCACUUGAUUGAUAUAAAUUGAUAUAAAAUAAAUAAAAAUAAAUAAGCAAACCAAAUAAAAAUACCUUUCUUAUACAAAUCAGCGGUUUUGUUUUUCAAAGUUAUUCAAUAUUUUCAUACUGACAUAAAAGAUGGCGCACUCUGUAUUGUAUAUAUAAGUAGACUUCUUAGGUUUGCGAUAAGAGAGCAAGUGGCACCGCACGAAAAACUGCUUGUCCUUAGAUCGACACCAACGGCAGCAAUGUAGGGCCGCCGAAUCUGCACCAGAUACUACUUUUUUCUCACUGCCGCGCCAGCGUGAGUAUACAACUAUAUAAAUAUUUAGACAAUUUCUUGUAAAUAUAUUUCAUAUCAUGAAACUAAAAUACAUUCUGAAUAUGAAACAAAUCGGUCCAUAAAUAUUUCGUCUUGUAGCCUACAUAUGUUGGGAGCAGAUAUAUAAGAAAUAUAAAGAAUAAUUUUUCGAUUGAGAUCUAAACGUACCAUUUUUGAUACAUUGAUUAAAAAGAAAAACUGCUAUAAUUUUUUCAUUUAUGUAGACAUAAAAAUGCUAGUAAGCUGCAGGAAACUUUGUUUAAAGGAAUUAUCAAUUGAUGAGUAAAUUUAUGCUUCUUGCAAUAUAAAAGUUAUGAAAAUUGCAUGAGUUAUGAACUAUCAGUUAAAUACGGAAAUUUAUUUUUCUUUACAAUUCAAUAUUUUCCCAAGUAGUAUCGCAGUUGCUCGAUUAUAAAGAGUAACUAAUAAAAAGUCAGAGUCAAAUUUUCUAUACACGACAAAGGAUGAAUCCAACCUACUUAUCGCGAUUAUGUGAACUUUAAUAUUAUUCCGACUUGCUCUCAGGUUGCUAAACAGCAAAUCUAAAUGAAGCUUUGUAUUAAAACCAACAAUAACAAAUUAUUAAUCCUUUACAAAAAACCAACAUUUUCCACCCAGUUGAAUUCACCGAAAUUUUUAAGCAGCGCUGCAACUUUUUUAUGCCUCAUCACCAGUUUCUACUUCCGCACAGGAUCAUAGUGAUGAACCCGAAAUACGCCCUAAGCAACAAUCAAAAAGUCGCGCGCCCACUCUAUGCACUAUUUCUUCUUCUUCGAUGCUCAUUCUCGUCAUUACUCUUGUAUUGGUCUUAGACAUAAGAAUAUAGUCAUGGGGAAUUGUCGUCCUCUCUCGAGUUAUGAUCUCAUUGCUUUGGGGAUGUGAUAGUAUGUGCACAUAUAUAUUACAUACAUACUACAUACAAAUCUAGGUUAAGCAGAAAUUUAAGAUACAUUUAAGUAAGAAAAAAACUUCAUGUGCCUCAAAGAAAAACAAAAUGUAUUUAAAAAGGAAAUAAUGAAUACUAUUAACUAUACGUCUUUCGAAAACGAAAUACAAUUUUAUUAAUGUAUAGAUAUGAAUUUAAUAAAUAUAUAAUAUAAUUAAGACUUAAAUUAAAAAGUGAAACGAAAUACAAAAUAAAACUCUUAAUUUUUAAAAUAUUUCUAUUUAGUAGCUUACGGUCUUUUUUGUUCAGCAUAAAGUUAGCGGACGAUUUUAAAUAAACUUCCUUCAUAACUGCAUUGUAGGGACGCUAAAAUGACACAUAAAAACGGCGACAUACUCAAACUUAAUUUUGGGUCGUAGAAUACGAACCUGUAUUCUAUUUUUCUGGAUCAAGUAAUUUUCUCCAAACAGUUCGAUUCUAAGUUUAUAUUGCCUCGCAAGCAGUUUAACGAUAAUUUUUGACUGAAAAAAGUUAGAGUCUAUUCAGGAAUUAUGAUUUUUUAAAACUCAAAGCUAUCACAUAUUAAAGGUUUGCCCCUUUUUAAUGGAGUAAAAUUAAUUUCUUUUUAAUUUUGGACUCUUCACUGACUUAUUUCUACCAAAUUUGUGUGCUUAAAUUUUUUGCAU